CACUUCCCGUGACGCAGAGAAACGCGGUAAAACGAUAUUCCGGUUUGCAGAAGGAGGACAGCAGCAUGGCAUCCGACAGCAGCAGCACCAUGGCUAACGUGAACGGACGAGAGACCGUCUCCUUGAACGGGGAGCCGGUCGUGAAGCGGCCUCGGGAGAGCGCCUCGCAGGAGUGUCCUCUCCGCGUGCCGAAGGAGCCUCAGAACAAAGUGACCGUUGUUCUCGGGGCUCAGUGGGGCGACGAGGGCAAAGGAAAAGUUGUGGACUUGCUGGCAAUGGAUGCGGAUAUUGUCUGCAGGUGUCAGGGAGGAAACAAUGCAGGUCACACUGUGGUUGUGGAUAAAGUGGAGUAUGAUUUCCACCUGCUGCCCAGCGGAGUGCUCAACAAGAAGGCUCUCUCUUUCAUUGGCAAUGGGGUGGUGAUACAUCUGCCAGGUCUGUUUGAGGAGGCUGAGAAGAACCUGCAGAAAGGCAAAGGAUUACAAGGUUGGGAGGACAGAUUAAAGAUUUCUGACCGAGCCCACAUUGUGUUCAACUUCCACCAGGCUGUAGACGGCAUCCAGGAGCAGCAGCGACAGCAACAAGAAGGGAAAAAUUUGGGAACCACCAAGAAGGGUAUCGGUCCUGCCUACUCCUCCAAAGCUGCACGGAAUGGCCUGCGAGUUUGUGACCUCGUCUCUGACUUCAAAGUUUUUGAAGAGAAGUUCCGCAUGUUGGCAGAACAUUUCCUGACGAUGUACCCAAACCUGAAUGUCGACAUCAACAGUGAGCUGGAGCAGCUGAAGAGCUAUGCAGAGCGGCUUCGUCCUCUGGUCACUGAUGGGGUGUACUUCAUGCACAAAGCUCUAACUGGACCCACUAAGAAAAUCCUGGUGGAGGGAGCCAACGCUGCUCUGCUGGAUAUUGACUUUGGGACGUAUCCCUUCGUCACGUCUUCCAACUGCACUGUGGGAGGAGUGUGCACCGGUCUAGGAGUGCCUCCAUCACAUGUUGGCAGAGUAUACGGUGUUGUCAAAGCUUACACCACCCGGGUGGGCGUUGGUGCUUUCCCAACAGAGCAGAAUAACGAGACUGGAGAUUUGUUACAGUCCAGGGGGAGAGAGUUCGGCGUGACGACGGGCAGGAGGAGGCGCUGCGGUUGGCUCGACCUGAUUUUGGUCAGAUACGCCCACAUGGUCAACGGCUUCUCAGCAAUUGCCCUGACAAAGCUCGACAUUCUGGACACACUGAAGGAGAUCAAAGUGGGCGUGGCCUAUAAGGUUGAUGGAAAACCUCUGCCAAGUUUCCCUGCAAACAUGGACGUUUUGACACGGGUGUCCGUGGAUUACGAGACGUUGCCCGGCUGGUGCUGCAGCACAGAGGCUGCCAGGAGCUUCGAGGAUCUGCCGUCACAGGCCCAGAGUUACAUUCGCUUCAUUGAGAAUUUCCUGCAGGUGCCAGUGAAGUGGGUCGGAGUCGGAAAGUCCAGAGAGAGCAUGAUCAAACUGUUUUGAUCUCACUGCGGACCUAUUGUCAUCCUGAACCAUGGCUCAUAUUAUAAUUUCAGGUUUUUGUAGGAUUACCAGAGAAAUUUAAAAUGCAAUCUCUAUCCUAAAGGAAAUACUUCACCAGCAAGGCUACUUGGGAAACAUUUAGUUGCUGCUUGUGCUCUACAUUCACAGGAAAUCUUCUUAGAUAUAAUUUAUGCAUUCCACAUAAUGUUUUCUAUAUUUAUUAGGAUGUUAAUUUUUAAACCUGGUGCAAAGAGAUCAAUAAUUUUGUAUUCCAUUCCAUCAUACAGCAGUUUGUUAUUUAGCAUUUAAGGCUAAUUCACCUUAAUCUCAUUUCAUUAUUUUAGCGUCUUUUCUUCUUUCUUUUUUUUUUUUAUUACAUAUAUUUGAGGAGCCAUUGAUGAACAGAGUUAGGUCACAAUAAAGAAGAUAAUUAUUUUCAGGCUUCAAGAGGAGAUAGAAAAAAGGUCAAAAGCCGUCAUGAUCAGUUUGAUUGUGAACUUUUCUAUUAGCAGUUUUAAAAAAAUAUAAAAAACAUCUCAUGUGUUAAGUUUGUAUCGGUAUUUUCAUGAUGUUUUUUGAAUAAAUAGUGCUUUUUAAAACUUAAACAUAUAGAUACGCAAACACUAAGAUAUUGAAUUGAUUAAAUGUUCUAUUAUUCAUAAUAAAAGAAAAAUAAGUAUUAAUUCUGUCCAUUGGCAAAAGACAUUGACUAAAGUUUGUGUACAUGUACAGAAAAGGCCAAAGGGCAGAGUACAUCUCCAUGUGUCCUGUGUCCUUUCAUUGAUCCUGUCAAUAAACUGCCUCUUACUCAGCUUGCUGUUACCAAUAAAAGGAAACUGUAACUUUA
This is a messenger RNA of Notolabrus celidotus (New Zealand spotty), 2340 nucleotides long. It is a transcript of the gene adss2l, whose product is annotated as adenylosuccinate synthase, like. Gene Ontology annotation, cellular component: cytoplasm. The transcript has 13 exons. The record is from RefSeq and is a predicted model, not a curated record. Bases 66 to 1493 code for a protein of 475 amino acids. Gene Ontology annotation, biological process: IMP metabolic process; 'de novo' AMP biosynthetic process. Lineage: Eukaryota; Metazoa; Chordata; Actinopteri; Labriformes; Labridae. Gene Ontology annotation, molecular function: adenylosuccinate synthase activity; GTP binding.